AUGGUUGAUUAUCGUGAACGAAAAGAAUUAUUUUUUAGUAAUUUAAAUGGUACAAAUCUUUAUGAAGUAGGUUCUGUGAUGAUAAAUACAUGUGCAACAUAUUUCUUAUGUCAAAUAUUAAAAUCUUUUAUAUCAUUAUCAAAUAUUAAAAAAUUUUCAAUAAAUAAUUUUCUUUUUGAAAAUUUUCUUAUUAUAAUUCCAUUAAUAUUUAUUUGUACAAUAUUAUCAUCAUUAAGUUAUUUAUUUCAUUUUAUUCUUUGGUCUAUAGGAUUUUUAAUUUAUUUUACAAAAACAAAUUCAACAAUAAAAUCUAUUCAAAUUAAUAAUAAUAAAUCAUAUUCUUAUAUAAUUGAAUUAUUUCGUGGUCAAAUAUUAAUUUCAACAUGUAUAUCUAUUCUUGCAGUUGAUUUUUCUAUAUAUCCACGACGAUAUGCUAAAACAGAAAAUUAUGGUUAUUCAAUAAUGGAUUUAGGUGUUGGUCUAUUUGCAAUAGCACAUGGUACAGUUAGUUCAGAAGUUCGAAAUAAACAAACAAAUUUUAAAGAAUUAUUUCUUGAAAAUUUAAUAUUAUUUCUAUUAGGUUUAAUACGUUUUAUAUCAAUAAAAUAUUUUUCAUAUAUUGAACAUAUUAGUGAAUAUGGUAUACAUUGGAAUUUUUUUUUAACAUUAUGUUUUAUGAAAUUAAUUGGACAUUGUUUAUUAAAAAUAACAAAAAAUAUAUUAUUAUUAAUUAUUUUAAUAUUAAUAUUUCAUGAAUUUAUUUUAUUAAAAUAUUUUCAAUAUGAUAAUUAUUUAAUAUUAUCAAAUAAUUUAAGAAAAAAUUUUUUUGAUGCUAAUCGUGAAGGAAUAUUUUCAUUAGGUGGAUAUGUUUGUUUAUAUUUAAUUGGAAUUUCCCUUGGAAAAUUUAUAAUUAAUAAUGAAUAUAAACAAAAAUUUCAACAAAUAGGUAUUACAUGUUUUAUUCUUAUGAUUAUAUUAUGUACAAUUAGUUAUAAUCCAUCAAGAAAAUUAUGUAAUUUAUCUUAUAUUUCAAGUACAACUGGUUUAGCUUGUAUGUGUUUAGGAUGUUUUAGUAUAAUACAAUGGUUAUUAUUAAGAAAAGGUUAUUUAACUGAAUCAAUUUUAAUUAAAAAUGUUAAUCAAAAAAGUUUAGAUACAUUUUUAUUAGCUAAUGUAUUAACAGGAAUUGUUAAUUUAAAUAUAAAUACAAUUGAUACAUCAAAAUUUAUAUCAUUAUUUAUUAUUAUAAUUUAUAUGUUUAUUGUUACAAUAUAUUCAUAUUUUUCUCCAUCAUUAAUUAAAUUAAUUAUGAAAAAUUUAAAGUAA
Rotaria sordida is the source of this 1326-nucleotide messenger RNA. The record is from the annotation of a GenBank genome assembly. NCBI's taxonomy places the organism in Eukaryota, Metazoa, Rotifera, Eurotatoria, Philodinida, Philodinidae.